UACUACAGUACGUAGAGCAAGAGAACCACCUACCAGCUGCCAGGAAAGCAUUUGACAAGUUUUUCACGCACUAUCCAUAUUGCUAUGGGUACUGGAAGAAGUACGCAGACCUGGAAAAGCGACAUGACAACAUCAAGCAAUCCGAUGAGGUACGUAGGUAGCUGGACAAAGCUAUUGCCAUUGAUCCUGUUAGCCAAAUAAUGACUGACCUACCACAAGUCAUUUGGCUGCCAGAACCUGCCAUGUAUGGUCAGGUUUAUAGGGAUUUUGUUUGCACUUGUCACUUCUGUGGCAUUUGUAGCUAAUGUUUUCUCUCUUUGUUGGCAGGUGCGUUAAACCUCUACAGUUUGUCAAGCUUUGCAGUGCAAGCCUCUGUAUUACACUGCAGCUUAACAAGUAGGGCAGGGCUUUUCUCUCACUUACAUUUAUUACUCAUUUUCAAAACAAUAUAGUUGGUUUGCUGGUCACGAUUGCUACAUCUUAUUGCAUUUUUGGUCAGACGCUGUCAAUGAUGAUCUAAUGGGUCUGUGCCCUAUGGUCUAUACCCCAAAGCCUGCCCACACAACCUGGUCAGAAUGCAGGGACCGCUGCGCUUUGAAGAUCAAGACUCUGCACGUGGAGAUCAGAACAUUGCCAUGUUCUAUCCAACCUCCACCCGAAUGGUUUAUCGCAGAGGGCUUCAGGCAAUUCCUCUUAGUGUUGAUCUUUGGAUACAUUAUAUAAACUUCUUAAAAGACACCUUGGACCCUGAUGAUCCUGAAGCUAACAGUACUAUUCGAGGAGCCUAUGAACAUGCAGUCUUAGCUGCUGGGACAGAUUUCCGUUCUGACAGACUGUGGGAAAUGUAUAUAAACUGGGAGGAUGAGCAGGGAAACCUGAGGGAAGUUACAUCCAUAUAUGAUCGUAUCCUUGGAAUUCCAACACAACUCUACAGUCAUCACUUCCAAAGGUUUAAAGACCAUGUCCAGAACAACUUGCCUCGAGACCUCCUGACUUCUGAGCAGUUCAUUCAGCUGCGCAGAGAGCUGGCAUCUGUGAAUGGCCAUGCAGGGGGGGACGCGUCGGCUGGCGACGACCUGCCCUCGGGUACCGAAGAUAUAACUGACCCUGCCAAGCUGAUCACUGAAAUAGAGAACAUGAGGCACAGAAUCAUUGAGAUUCAUCAGGAAAUGUUCAAUCACAAUGAACACGAAGUCAGUAAGAGGUGGACAUUUGAAGAAGGGAUAAAGAGACCUUACUUUCAUGUGAAACCUCUGGAGAAAGCGCAGCUCAAAAACUGGAAAGAGUACUUAGAAUUUGAGAUAGAAAAUGGGACGCAUGAACGAGUUGUGGUCCUCUUUGAAAGAUGUGUUAUUUCAUGUGCCCUCUAUGAGGACUUCUGGAUUAAGUAUGCCAAAUACAUGGAGAAUCAUAGUAUUGAAGGAGUGAGGCAUGUCUACAGCAGGGCUUGCACAAUACACCUUCCUAAGAAACCGAUGGUUCACAUGCUGUGGGCUGCCUUUGAGGAACAGCAGGGCAACAUCGAUGAGGCGAGAAGAAUCUUGAAAACCUUUGAGGAGUGUAUUCUAGGCCUAGCAAUGGUUCGCUUGCGAAGAGUGAGCUUAGAGCGCAGGCAUGGGAACAUGGAAGAAGCUGAGCGCCUGCUUGAAGAAGCUGUUAGGAACGCCAAGUCAGUUAGUGAAUCGUCGUUUUAUGCCAUCAAAUUAGCUCGGCACCUCUUCAAAGUGCAGAAAAAUCUUCCAAAGGCAAGAAAAGUGCUGUCAGAUGCCAUAGAAAUCGACAAAGAGAAUACCAAACUGUAUCUCAACUUGCUUGAAAUGGAGUACUGUGGUGAUCUCACACAGAAUGAAGAGAACAUUUUGAGCUGUUUUGAUAAAGCUGUUAAUGGCUCGUUGUCUAUAAAAAUGAGGGUUACGUUUUCGCAGCGAAAAGUGGAAUUCCUUGAAGAUUUUGGUUCUGAUGUAAACAAGCUUUUGGAUGCGUACGAUGAACACCAAGCACUUCUGAAGGAGCAGGAUACUUUAAAGAGGAGAGCAGAGAAUGGAUCGGAGGAGCCAGAUGAGAAGAAAAUGCUCACAGAUGAGCAAACCAUGGCAUCGGCACAGAUGAUGGAUGGAGACAUGCAGGUCAAUCAGGCAGCAUACAACUAUAACGCCUGGUAUCAGUACAAUUACCAGAACGCAUGGAAUUAUGGACAGUAUUAUUCUCCUUCAACUUGAUCAGAAGAGCGAGUGAAGUUCACUGUGCAGUAUCAACAAAGAGUAAAAUAUAUUUUUCUAAAUUAGGGUUGUGAAAGAACUGUUGUAAUACCUGCUUUUUGGUCUUUUGCAUGUAAAAUGAGCUGAUGUUCACAGGGUAUGUGUGAAGCAAGAAUUGUGUGCUGGUAACUGAUAAAUGGUAUCUCUGUACAAUUCUAGUUUACCAUAAAUGCAUUUUUUUUUUAAAAUUCCCUGCACUAACUUAUGGAGCUAUCUGAAGCAUUUUGUUCAGUCUCGUCAUGAUCCCUGCAGAGGGCUGACCUGCUCUGGCUGCCCACCAAGCUGUUCCCGCAUUCUCUCUCCUCAGCAGGCCCCAUGGAGGAAAGUAUGAUCUGAAAUAAACCCAACACCUCAGUGUGUUGAGGGAAGGACAGGGAGCUUGCUCACCCGUUACCACCAUGGGCAAAACAGACUCAGCGUGUGGAAGACGAAUUCAUAACAGAGUAGGGCAGUAAGAACUAAAAGCAAACUGAGAACGCUUUGCCCCUGCUCCCCUUCUUCCCAGGCUCAACGUCUGUCUCAGUUCUUCUAUCUUCUCCCCCACGAAGCGCCACGGGGUGGGAGCGGGGUUUGUGGUCAGGCCCUAGUACUUCUUUCUCUGCUACUCCUCCUUCCUCGCGCUCUUCCCUGCCCCAGGGGUGGGUCCUUCCCUUGGCUUUGCCUUCCAGAGCUCCUCCCCCACGGGUGCAGGCACUGAUCCAGCUGGAUGUCCUCUGGGCUGCAGCUCCUGCCCGACCUCCUGUACCAGGCUGGGCCGCUCUCCCCGGGCUGCAGCAGCCGUGGAGCACAGCCUCCGGCUCUGCCUGGUCCCUGCAGGCAGCAGGGGCAUGUUACCUGCUUUGUCUCUCCCAUUCCCCCCCCCCCCACCUCGCACAGCUGCUGUGCAGUGGUGUUUAAGCCUUUCUUCAAUACACGCUCACAGCAGCACAGCUAGUGUAGCUUGCUGACUCCGUGCUGGAUGGAAGUGGCACUGGGCGUAACCCCUGCAGCCCCACAAGCAACAUCCUGCCCCAUAAGGCCAAUACAAUGCCAUGGAUCUAAUCAGUAAACCUUUCUGUUGGUUUUAAAGAAGCAGUUUGGAUGUCUCCUAGCCCCAGCAGCUGCUCCGGGAGACGAGCAGCUCUUUGACCUGUUCUGCUCUCCUUCCCAACCAAAACUUUGCCCGUUUCCAUUGUGCAAUCCUUUUCUAUGCCCCAGUGAGCAAAUCCCAGAUUACUUUGUUAUAGGGUCAUGGCUGAAACUCUUCGGAUUGAGGUGGCAGCCUUUGAAAGCUGUGACAUGUAUUUUCUAUUCCAUGUGGGGGGGGGGGGGGUGUCAAAAAUUAAAAUGCAGUGCAAAAUGAUGUUGCAUUCUUUUUUUAAGAAGCACAAACUGUGUUUGGGAUGAUUUUUGUAUCUAGAGUUUUUCAUGUACACAAUGUGAGCAAACUUUUUUCAUUUUGAUCAAAGUGAUCAUUCUCAUUUUCGUAAUAAAAGCAAGGAAUUCAGCAGUU
Messenger RNA from Numida meleagris (helmeted guineafowl), 3750 nucleotides. It is a transcript of the gene PRPF39, whose product is annotated as pre-mRNA processing factor 39. Gene Ontology annotation, biological process: mRNA 5'-splice site recognition; RNA processing. Bases 576 to 2219 code for a protein of 547 amino acids. The record is from RefSeq and is a predicted model, not a curated record. Gene Ontology annotation, molecular function: protein binding. The transcript has 13 exons. Gene Ontology annotation, cellular component: U1 snRNP; U2-type prespliceosome; commitment complex. Lineage: Eukaryota; Metazoa; Chordata; Aves; Galliformes; Numididae.